Molecule: messenger RNA, 719 nt
Organism: Arabidopsis lyrata subsp. lyrata
Lineage: Eukaryota; Viridiplantae; Streptophyta; Magnoliopsida; Brassicales; Brassicaceae
Product: multiprotein-bridging factor 1a
Exons: 4
Coding region: 107-535 (142 amino acids)
Cellular component (GO): nucleus
Molecular function (GO): DNA binding
Source: RefSeq, a predicted model, not a curated record
UUCCUAUCUUUUCAUUUUUAUCAGUUCGUUCACCUACAGAGAAAGAAACCCUAGAUUUUGUCAAAAGGCGGUUGCAGAACAAAAAAAAAACCUUUGAGACGAAACCAUGGCAGGAGUUGGACCGAUGACUCAGGAUUGGGAGCCGGUGGUGAUCCGUAAGAAAGCCCCUAACUCCGCCGCCAAGCGUGACGACAAAACUGUCAACGCCGCUCGCCGAGCCGGCGCCGAUAUCGAGACCGUCCGAAAAUUCAAUGCUGGAACCAACAAGGCGGCAUCAAGCGGCACAUCUCUGAACACCAAAAGGCUUGAUGAUGACACUGAGAACCUUACUCAUGAACGUGUGCCUACUGAGCUAAAGAAAGCCAUCAUGCAAGCCCGAACAGACAAGAAGUUAACCCAGUCCCAACUUGCUCAAAUCAUCAAUGAGAAGCCACAAGUGAUUCAAGAGUAUGAGUCUGGCAAAGCAAUCCCGAACCAGCAAAUCCUUUCUAAGCUGGAGAGAGCACUUGGAGCUAAACUUCGUGGAAAGAAGUGAGCCAAUUUCUACUGAUGUAGUAAGUAACAAGCAUCAAUGCUUUCAUCUAAUGUCCUAACUUUGCGAAGAAGAAUCUUUUUCUGAUGUAAGAAAGCAAAACCGUUUGAAUGUUUGUUUGGUUGAUGGAAUCACUCAUCUCAUAAACUCAUAUCAAUAUAAAUAACUCGGGUCUUUUCAUCACACA